AGCUGCAGCAGUAGGUGCCGUCAUUAUCGAUAAAUCGGAAGACCUCCGCUCCUACACCCGCCUUGUUGGUCACCGGCGACCGGCGAGGCCGUUCUGCACCUCAGCAAGCCAGCGAACACGUUCUCAUGUAGGUCUACACCGCGGCGCGCCGCCAAGCACAUCUCACGCGUCAGCCUCGACGUCGACAAGCUCGCAACCAAGGUGUCAGCGCUCGAGGUCAUCGUGGGCAAGGGCGGGAGAGUAGUGGAGGCGGACGUGGUGGCGCUCACAUGUCUGGUGGGAUGGGGCUGCUGCUAGUAGCCGCAAUCUUCCUUCUCCAGCAGAUUGCGGAUGAGGCGGUGGCUGCUGGAGCGUCGAUCGGGAUCAACUACGGGCAGAUCGCCGACAACCUGCCUUCCCCGUCCCAGGUUUCAUGGCUGGUCCGGUCGAUGAACGUGGGCAAGGUGAAGCUCUACGACGCGGAUCACAGCAUCCUGACGGCGUUUCGUGGCUCCGACGUCGAGCUCGUCAUCGGCGUCGGCAACGAGAACCUGUCGGCGAUGACUGAUCCGGCGACCGCGCAGGCGUGGGUCCAGGACCACGUCCUGCCGUACCACCUCUCCAGCACGCGCACGCGGAUCACCUGUAUCACCGUCGGGAACGAGGUGUUCAAGGGCAACGACGCCGCAAUCAAGGAUAACCUCCUGCCCGCCAUGAAGUCCGUCCACGGGGCCCUCGCCGCCCUGGGGCUGCAGGGGCAGGUGAACGUCACCACCGCGCUGUCCCUCGACAUCAUGGGCAGCUCGUACCCUCCCUCCGCCGGGGCAUUCCGUCCCGACGUCGCGCCCUACAUGGCCGCACUCCUCGACUUCCUCUCGACGGCGACCUCUCCGUUCCUCGUCAACAUCUACCCCUACUUCGCCUACAAGGAGGACCCCAGUCACGUGCCGCUUGAGUACGUUCUGUUCCAGCCAACCGCCGGAGUCACGGACACGACCACCGGUCUUCACUACGACAACAUGCUCUACGCCCAGAUGGACUCCGUCUAUGCUGCGAUCCAGGCGCUUGGACACACGGACGUCGAAGUCAAGAUAUCGGAGACUGGGUGGCCGUCAAAGGGUGACCCUGACGAGGCGGGCGCCACGCCACAGUACGCCGGGAUGUACAUGAGCAACCUGCUGCGCAGGAUGGAAAUGAAGGAGGGCACGCCCCUGAGGCCGGCGGUGGCAGUUGACGCCUUCGUCUUCGCGCUGUUCAACGAGAACCUCAAGCCCGGGCCGGCCUCCGAGCGCAACUACGGGCUCUUCUACCCUGACGGCACGCCGGUCUACGAUUUCGGCCUGCUCGGGUACCUGCCGCCGACUCACAAAUCGGAUGCCACACAGACGGUGCUUCAAUUGUCGUUUGCCCACAUCGCCAUAGCAGCUCUCACAGUCAUGUUAUCGUAGAUACGCGAAGUCUGCAUAUCACUUCCACAGUACAUAAGUGGAUCAGCGUGCUGCUGCACUGGUUUCGCCCUAGCUUGCUCUUCUGCAUGUGGCUGCUACGUGCUGGGAAAAGGAGAUGGAGCUAGCAUUGAGGUGCUCCUUUUGGGUUGCCAAAUCUUGAUAUUAAUUACUUCGCCCUUUGUUCACAUUCUUCUCUCUUCCUGGGUCGCCUUGUAAAUGACUGAUGGUUUAUAAGUUGAUUGUCUGAUUCUGGACGUGGAUGGUCUGUAGUCCUGUAGCUCUUUCGCGCUUGAAUGAUCAUGAAUG
This is a messenger RNA of Lolium perenne, 1733 nucleotides long. Its product is annotated as glucan endo-1,3-beta-glucosidase 14-like. Lineage: Eukaryota; Viridiplantae; Streptophyta; Magnoliopsida; Poales; Poaceae. Gene Ontology annotation, biological process: carbohydrate metabolic process. Gene Ontology annotation, molecular function: hydrolase activity, hydrolyzing O-glycosyl compounds. The record is from RefSeq and is a predicted model, not a curated record.